Molecule: messenger RNA, 2139 nt
Organism: Megalobrama amblycephala (Wuchang bream)
Lineage: Eukaryota; Metazoa; Chordata; Actinopteri; Cypriniformes; Xenocyprididae
Product: L-rhamnose-binding lectin CSL3-like
Exons: 5
Coding region: 1026-1367 (113 amino acids)
Molecular function (GO): carbohydrate binding
Source: RefSeq, a predicted model, not a curated record
CAGCUCUAGGAAGGGUUCUGGUCGUCCCAAACGUCUUCCUUUUAAGGAUUAUGGAGGCCACUGUGCUUUUAGGAACCUUAAGUGCAGCAAAACAUUUUUGUAACCUUGGCCAGUACAGUAUUGUACAGUAUGAGAGCAUUUGGGGGUGUUAAUGUUUGUAAUAAGUGUGCCCUCAUACUGUUCAUGUUGUGUGUAUGUGACCCUGUUAUCCAUAAAUGGAUAUAUGACAAAAUUAAAAAUAGGUUCCAGUUUGACAGAGAAUAAGUUGUGUGUGUGUUUUUCCUUCGUAUAGUUUAAUCAAAUUUACCAGUUAUCGCUCACGCAAAUGUUUUUUUCUGUUUUUUUAUAAUGCACUGAACUGUAAGCUGUUGACAUGUGAAACACAAUUUCGUUUCUAUUCAACAUAUAGAAAUGACAAAUAAAGCAUCAAUCAAUCAAUCAAUCAAUCAAUCAAUCAAAUGUCUGCUCCAUAUCUUAGAGAUGCUUUAUAGCUGAAUCGCAUUUUGAAACAUCAACACUGAACUGACUCGAGCUGAAUAACAACAAUGUUGCCUUCUGUAGAACUGCUUAUAGCUGAACUGAACUUGUUUCAAAAUUUAGACAGUUAUUGAAUUGAACUGAACCAAAAUGAAGUGACUUGAGCAGAAUAAUGGCACUAUUGUCUUUGUAGUGCUGCUUUAAUUCGAAUUUAUCUUGAAGAAGUUUUCACAAUUGACUCUGAUAUUUUCCUCUUUAUUACACUGUGAAGCUGCUUUGAAACAAUCUGUAUUGUGUAAAACACUAGAAAAAAAAUGACCUUACUUUAAUAUUGCAGCGAGUUCAUCUAAUGCAAUCAUUAGAUGGCAAGAAAAAAAGGAGAGCUUAUUUUGUAGAAUCUUGAUUGUUUCGAAACUCCCGUUUCUGCAUUUGUUGUCUACAGUAAACAGAUGAUUAUGAUGAUGAGAAUUGUGUUUGUUAUAAAUACCGUGUGCACAUGUGUCUCCUUAAGAGAAUUCUAGAGUUUUCCUUCUGUUCACACAUUCAACAUGCUGGUGCAAAAGCUAAGCUGGAUCGCUGUGCUGCUUGUACUGUGUCAACAUGGUGUAGAAGCGAAAAGGGUAACUGCCUGUGAAGGAGAAUCUGCAGUCCUCGAAUGUCAUGGGCAAUCAAUAAGGAUCAUUAAUGCCAACUAUGGGAGAACUGAUGACACAAUAUGCCCUCGUGGAAUGAUACAUGAUUUAAACUGUUUAUCAGCAAAAUCCAUCUGUAUAAUGUCCGUUCGGUGUGAUGGAAAUAAGAGCUGUUCUGUUCCUGCAGUGAACUCAGUUUUUGGUGAUCCUUGUUUUGGGACUUAUAAAUACCUGGAUGUGUCUUAUGAUUGCCAAUAAUGAAGGGGAACAGGUGUUUUAUACAUAUAAUUUCCUAAAUCUAUCCUAAUUGUUUAAGUUGAUAAUUAAUUAUAAAAUUCUUUAGCUUUAGACCAUCUAUGUAGAUGAUAAUAAAUAUUUGUUGUUUUACCUUAUAAGUUGCAAGAAGUCUUGUCAGCUAGUGCUUCAGAUUCUGUCUACUCUGAUCCAUGUCGGUGUGUCCAUAGGUAUCUAGAAGUGACGUAAAGCUGUAUAGCCUAUAAUUUUGUGAUUAUCCUGCCACAUAAAUGUAUUUUUUGUGUGUACGUUUUUUAAAUGAAAAGUCUCUCUCUAUUAUUGAUAUUGGAUGCUGAUAAUCUUAUUUUUGGUCUGUGAAAUAAUGAUUUGAUUGAAUGAAAGCUCUAUCUAAAAACAGACAAAACAAAACAAAACAAUGCAUUUAAAUAUGGAGGUGUCAACAAAUGAGAAUUAUUGGAAGUAAAAUGUCUCAAAAAGUAAAAUGUCUAGAUGUUUUAGAAAUGGGCUAUCAUUAUCAUAUCAUAUUAUCAUUUAUCUGUACGUAAAUGUAUAAAAACUGCACUUUGUCAAACAGCAAACUGUAUAAAAAUAAAUAAAACAGGACACUCUACUCAGCACUGCCAAAUCUCAUUAAUGGAGAAAGAUCAAGAGAUCUGGUGAGAUCUUAUGUAGAAGAAUCUACAAAACACAAGAGUUGUUUUUAAUUCUUUUUAAUUCAGUUUUUAUUUCUUUUAAAGCUGUUAUGUAACAAUUUAUUUUGUACAACUUGGAACAU